AUGAAACCCUUUGCCUGCAUCCUGGUGAUCCUUGCCGCCAUCCUGUCCGUCGGACAGGCCUCCCUGGGCGGUCUUCUUGGCGGCGGUGGCGGUGGAGGCGGCGGCUCCAUUGGCGGCGGCGCUGGCGGCAUUGGACAGUUGCUGCAGAGCAAGCUGGGCGGUCUCGGCGGACUCGGCGGAGGAUUGGGCGGCAGCCUGGGCGGUCUGAGCGGUGGUCUUGGCGGCAAGCUCGGCGGCGGUGGAGGCGGUGGCGGCGGCGGCUACUCCGGUGGCUACUCCAACGGCGGUGGAUACUCCGGUGCCCAGUCUGGUGGCUACUCCAGCGGUGGCGGAUACGCUGCCCCUGCUCCCAGGCCCGUUGAGAAGGUGGUCAUCGUGAAGGUCAUUAGCGAGGGCUACUCCGGCGCUCAGUCCGGUGGCUACUCUGGUGCUCAGUCUGGUGGCUACUCCGGUGGCUACUCUGGUGGCUACUCUGGUGGCUACUCCGGUGGCGCUCAGUCCGGCGGCUGGAACAAGGGCUGGUAA
Molecule: messenger RNA, 525 nt
Organism: Drosophila teissieri
Lineage: Eukaryota; Metazoa; Arthropoda; Insecta; Diptera; Drosophilidae
Product: acanthoscurrin-2
Exons: 1
Coding region: 1-525 (174 amino acids)
Source: RefSeq, a predicted model, not a curated record